UGCCCUAAAACAGCUACAACCAUGAUGCAGGAUUUAGAUCCCAGCAGAAGACCAGGUGCUGGACCUGAUGGUUAUGCGGUACUCAAGAUCCACCCCUUUUUCAGGGGAGUUGACUGGAAGAAUUUAAGAGGGCAAACCCCUCCAAAACUUGCUCUGGAACCAGGGGUUCCAUCAAGCGAGGGUGAUGAUGUUCACAAUUCAUCAUGGAACCUUUCACACAUUGGGGAUGGUUCAGCAAGACAACCUGAUGGGAGUUCUGGUGCUGCAUCAUCAUCUGAAGGGUCUGGCCAUAUAACUAGGCUUGCUUCAAUUGACUCGUUUGAUUCGAAAUGGCAACAGUUCCUGGAUCCUGGGGAAUCUGUUCUUAUGAUCUCAAUGGUGAAGAAAUUACAGAAAUUAAGUAGCAAGAAGGUGCAGCUUAUCCUCACCAACAAGCCCAAAUUGAUCUAUGUGGACCCUUCAAAACUGAUUGUAAAGGGAAACAUAAUUUGGUCAGACAAUCCUAAUGACCUCAGCGUCCAAGUCACAAGUCCUUCACAUUUCAAGAUUGUCACACCAAAAAAGGUGAUGUCAUUUGACGAUGCUAAACAAAAAGCAUGGCAGUGGAAAAAGGCUAUUGAAGGACUUCAAAACCGGUAAAAUCUGUUUGUGGUAUUUACAAUACAUCUUUGGAUGUUAUGAUUCUGUAGAGCAACAUGGUGAUUCUCGAGCAUUUGACGCCCCGAGAAUUAUUUAUUCAAUGAAGAGAUUCGAGUUGCACAUUCGGUUCUUCCGAGGGGGGUUGGGUUCAUCUCUUGUUCACUGUAAGAAAAAGGACAAAUACGUUAAAUGAAAUAUUCUUUUGCGGAAUCAUUACUGUAUGACAGCAAUUUUGGGACUGUUCCAUUGGGUUUCUUAGCAUUUCAUAUGCAUGUGGUUUGCUUGAAGUGGUGAAUAGACCAGCUCAGGCUUUCAUAAAUUGGCAGCAUGUUAGGGAAUUGGCCCUGCCCAAGUUGAAAGUAGAAAGAGUUCUUGGCCUGACCUUUUGAUUUUUUAAUCAGUUUCUUGAGACUUUGAUAGAUUGAUCUUUCUUGUUCAGUUCUGAUAUGUAAUACUCCAUUGCUGGGAAAACAUGUAACAGCUUACAGCUUAUCCAAAGGAGAUGCCAUGGGUAGUGCAAUUUUCAUACUAUAACCAGAUAUUCUCUGUUGUUUUAGUUC
Corylus avellana is the source of this 1199-nucleotide messenger RNA. The record is from RefSeq and is a predicted model, not a curated record. NCBI's taxonomy places the organism in Eukaryota, Viridiplantae, Streptophyta, Magnoliopsida, Fagales, Betulaceae.